AUGCCUCCGCGCCGCCGCUCCGCCUCCGGCUGCCGCGGCGUUUGGGCGCGGUCGAGCGGCCGCUUCGACGCGGAGAUCCGCUCCGGCGCGCACGAGGCGGCACGGGCGUACGACGCCGUCGCCUGGCGCCUCGGCUGCUCCCGCCGGACAAUGAAUUUUCACGCCGUCUGGACGCGGGAGCAGGCGGAGCAGCUGGCGCCCCCGUCUCCGGUCAUCACGCGCGAGCAACAUCGCCGCCAACGGGAGCUGGAUCAGCGCCUCCUCAUCGCCGAGCACGACGAGGCCCUCCGCCUCGAGUGGGUGCGUCAAUUCCCCGAAGACGUCGCCGCCAUGGAAGCCUUCUACGCGGAGAAGGAGGCGGCGAAGGCGACGACGAAGGCGAAGAAGAAGGCGAGCCGCGACAAGCGCCGGACAGAGUCCACGGCGAGGGCCGAGAAGGCGGGGAGGAAGGAGGAGGAGAAGAAAAAUGACGCAGGGCCGUCCACCAUCGUCCUCUCCUCCUCCUUCGAGUGGACUUCAACGCCGCCACUCCUCCAACUACGACUGGGAUUCAGAGUAGGAUAG
Molecule: messenger RNA, 564 nt
Organism: Lolium perenne
Lineage: Eukaryota; Viridiplantae; Streptophyta; Magnoliopsida; Poales; Poaceae
Molecular function (GO): DNA binding
Source: RefSeq, a predicted model, not a curated record